Messenger RNA from Plenodomus lingam JN3, 159 nucleotides. RefSeq lists its product as uncharacterized. The record is from RefSeq and is a predicted model, not a curated record. NCBI's taxonomy places the organism in Eukaryota, Fungi, Ascomycota, Dothideomycetes, Pleosporales, Leptosphaeriaceae.
AUGGAUUCCAUGGCUUUGAGCGUCUCUCUGUGGUCCGUGGAUGGGGGCCCGCCGGAUGAUGCCAUCAACAUCCACUCCUCGUCUGAUGCCGUCACCGGUCGCACAGGUGUCAGAGGUACCGUUCUGGACCAGACCUUGGGCCACGUCUUGCAAAGAUAG